Molecule: messenger RNA, 834 nt
Organism: Xylaria bambusicola
Lineage: Eukaryota; Fungi; Ascomycota; Sordariomycetes; Xylariales; Xylariaceae
Exons: 3
Coding region: 1-834 (277 amino acids)
Source: RefSeq, a predicted model, not a curated record
AUGCUCUCAUACAACUUUGCAGGUUUGGUGGCGGUUGUAGCUUUCGCGCGGGAUGCCUUCGCAGCAUGCAAUCGAACAGCACUGCUCGAGUUUGCGGACGCAUAUGUCUUUGCGCAUGAAAAUGGUCAAGUAAGUUAUCUCGAAAAUAUCGCCGAUAACUUCACAUACGUCGAGAACAACAAGACCCGCGAGAUAACUGGCGGCAUCUUUUUCAAUGCAUUUGUGAUCGACCACCGCCACACGAUCGCGGACACAGUGGAAUGCGCAACAUACACAGAGCUGAUCAUCACGCGCAAUGCCUCGGGCGCAUCGACACCCCACGUCAUCGGGACGCAGAUCCGACAUAACCCGACAGAUAUGAGCUGCUAUCUCAUCGACCUGAUCGUAUCGAGCCCAGGGUCGUGGCUCUUCAACGCCACGCAGACGCUGUAUUGGGCACGGCGGGAGAACUGGUCCGUUAUCGAGGAGUCGAAGCGUGACAAGCGCGAGACCCUCAAAGCGGCCGCCGACGCAUACCUAGACAUGUGGAGUAACAAGAGCGCUAUCAACGCGGUCCCGUGGGGGACGCCAUGCGCCCGUCUUGAGGGCUCCGCGUACACGGGCAACGGCGGACCGAACGAUAGUUGCAAGCCUGGAAUUCCCACGAACAAUUCGCAGGCGCCCAACUCACAUCGCCGAUACGUGAUUGACGAGUCGUACGGAUCCAUAGAUGUCUUGUGCAUCUUUGAGCAUCUCGCGAACGCACCCGAUAGCCAUGAGUUUCGUCUGGAGAAUGGCAAGUUGCGAUACAUUCAUACUAUCACUCUCGCUGAUAGUAACGUUGUGCAUCCCUGA